AGAGAAGAUGAGUGUCAAACCAAGCUUCAGAGAGAAGAUAUUUCACAUUACAGUGAAGGAGAAUUCUGAACAAGAUGAAUGAAAAAGUCUUCCUCCUGCUUCUGGGCUGUGUGACGGGGCUGGUGACCAGUCUACCUCUAUCUGCACAAAUACAGUACAAUCUACUUGAAGUGAACAAAGAUGUGCAGUGUGGAGGAUCCUUCUUUGACUCUCAAGGCAGCUUCACAUCUCCGGGAUACCCAGGGAACUACAGUCCAAACAUGAAUUGUAACUUCACCAUCACAGCUCCUGUUGGAAAUAAGAUUGCUCUGACCAUAAGUGACUUCCAUUUAGAGUCUUCCAGUUUCUGUAUGUACGACUAUCUAACACUCUUCAUGGAUGGUACAAAAAGGGGUCCAUUCUGUGGGGAUCGCACCAUCCCUGUGCUUUAUUCCAAAGGCAACUCUAUGGUUCUCGUAUUCCACAGUGACCAGUCUACCCAGGCAAAGGGCUUCCAAGUCUCUUACACCUUCUCCCCAAAGAGUGAAGACUCCGAAGUGCCACAAGGGAUCUUCAGCAAGAUUUUGAAAGCUAAUAAAGAUAGCAAAACACCCAUGUAUGGAGGCGAUGUGCUGGUACAGAAUGAGCGCAGUGCCAUGAACUGUCCUUCUUGCCUUUGGCCUAAAAGUGAUAGUGGUAGUGUUCUUGUUCCCUAUACCAUAGAUUCCAGCUACAGUGCCAGUGACCUGAACAGUAUUGUGCUCGCCAUGGCCGAGUUUGAAACAUUGACUUGUGUGAGGUUUGUGCCUCUUACAACAGAAGAUGAUUACAUCAACAUCACUCCUGGUGAUGGCUGUUACUCAUAUCUUGGAAGAACUGGUGGAAGCCAGACAGUUUCAUUGGGUGGAGGCUGCAUCUACAGGGGGAUUAUACAACAUGAACUAGAACAUGCCCUGGGCUUCUACCAUGAGCAUGUAAGAAGUGAUCGUGACAAUUAUGUUGACAUCAAUUUCCAGUAUAUCCCUAAAGGAAAAUUGGGUAAUUUUGCUAAAGCGGACACCAAUAACCUGGGCAGUCCAUAUGAUUACGGUUCAGUGAUGCAUUAUGAUGCCUAUGCAUUCACCAACACUUCAAACAAACCCACAAUCGUCCCCAAGCCUGACCCCAAUGUGCCUAUUGGGCAGACAAUUGGACUGAGCGUCUUGGAUGUCACUAAAAUUAACCGACUUUAUCAAUGCAGUGUCUGUGCGACUUUGCUUAAUAAUAAGACAGGAAUUUUCACUUCUGACAACUAUCCCUCUGCUUAUCCUAAUAAUGGUGACUGCGUUUGGUUGAUCAGAGUUCCAUCAGGGAAGGCUUCAUUGAAAUUCAGUACCUUUAAUAUCCAAUCCACUCCUAACUGUGACUCAGACUACAUGAGGAUCUAUGACGGUCCCUCUAAGAACUCUCCUGUGUUGUUGGAUAAAAUAUGCGGAAGUCAAACCAUCCCUCCAAUCAUCGCUUCCACAAGCCAGAUGCUGGUCCAGUUUGUCAGUGACGGGGCUGUUUCUGGGGUCGGCUUCCAAGCUUCAUAUAGCUCAGUGAAGUGUGGAGGAACCUUCUUUAACUCUCAAGGCAGCUUCACAUCUCCGGGAUACCCAGGGAACUACAGUCCAAACAUGGAUUGUAACUUCACCAUCACAGCUCCUGUUGGAAAUAAGAUUGCUCUAACCAUAAGUGACUUCCAUUUAGAGCCUUCCAUUAUGUGUAUGUACGACUAUCUAACACUCUUCAUGGAUGGUACACAAAUGGGUCCAUUCUGUGGGGAUCGCACCAUCCCUGUGUAUUACUCCAAAGGCAACUCUAUGGUUCUCGUAUUCCACAGUGACAAGUCUACCCAGGCAAAGGGCUUCCAAGUCUCUUACACCUUCUCCCCAAAGAGUGAAGACUCCGAAGUGCCACAAGGGAUCUUCAGCAAGAUUUUGAAAGCUAAUAAAGAUAGCAAAACACCCAUGUAUGGAGGCGAUGUGCUGGUACAGAAUGAGCGCAGUGCCAUGAACUGUCCUUCUUGCCUUUGGCCUAAAAGCGAUAGUGGUAGUGUUCUUGUUCCCUACACCAUAGAUUCCCGCUACAGUGCCAGUGACCUGAACAGUAUUGUGCUCGCCAUGGCCGAGUUUGAAACAUUGACUUGUGUGAGGUUUGUGCCUCUUACAACAGAAGAUGAUUACAUCAACAUCACUCCUGGUGAUGGCUGUUACUCAUAUCUUGGAAGAACUGGUGGAAGCCAGACAGUUUCAUUGGGUGGAGGCUGCAUCUACAGGGGGAUUAUACAACAUGAACUAGAACAUGCCAUGGGCUUCUACCAUGAGCAUGUAAGAAGUGAUCGUGACAAUUAUGUUGACAUCAAUUUCCAGUAUAUCCCUAAAGGAAAAUUGGGUAAUUUUGCUAAAGCGGACACCAAUAACCUGGGCAGUCCAUAUGAUUACGGUUCAGUGAUGCAUUAUGAUGCCUAUGCAUUUACCAACACUUCAAACAAACCCACAAUCGUCCCCAAGCCUGACCCCAAUGUGCCUAUUGGGCAGACAAUUGGACUGAGCGUCUUGGAUGUCACUAAAAUUAACCGACUUUAUCAAUGCAGUGUCUGUGCGACUUUGCUUAAUAAUAAGACAGGAAUUUUCACUUCUGACAACUAUCCCUCUGCUUAUCCUAAUAAUGGUGACUGCGUUUGGUUGAUCAGAGUUCCAUCAGGGAAGGCUUCAUUGAAAUUCAGUACCUUUAAUAUCCAAUCCACUCCUAACUGUGACUCAGACUACAUGAGGAUCUAUGACGGUCCCUCUAAGAACUCUCCUGUGUUGUUGGAUAAAAUAUGCGGAAGUCAAACCAUCCCUCCAAUCAUCGCUUCCACAAGCCAGAUGCUGGUCCAGUUUGUCAGUGACGGGGCUGUUGCUGGGGUCGGCUUCCAAGCUUCAUAUAGCUCAGUGAAGUGUGGAGGAUCCUUCUUUAACUCUCAAGGCAGCUUCACAUCUCCGGGAUACCCAGGGAACUACAGUCCAAACAUGGAUUGUAACUUCACCAUCACAGCUCCUGUUGGAAAUAAGAUUGCUCUGACCAUAAGUGACUUCCAUUUAGAGUCUGCCAUUAUGUGUAUGUACGACUAUCUAACACUCUUCAUGGAUGGUACACAAAUGGGUCCAUUCUGUGGGGAUCGCACCAUCCCUGUGUAUUACUCCAAAGGCAACUCUAUGGUUCUUGUAUUCCACAGUGACAAGUCUACCCAGGCAAAGGGCUUCCAAGUCUCUUACACCUUCUCCCCAAAGAGUGAAGACUCCGAAGUGCCACAAGGGAUCUUCAGCAAGAUUUUGAAAGCUAAUAAAGAUAGCAAAACACCCAUGUAUGGAGGCGAUGUGCUGGUACAGAAUGAGCGCAGUGCCAUGAACUGUCCUUCUUGCCUUUGGCCUAAAAGUGAUAGUGGUAGUGUUCUUGUUCCCUACACCAUAGAUUCCAGCUACAGUGCCAGUGACCUGAACAGUAUUGUGCUCGCCAUGGCCGAGUUUGAAACAUUGACUUGUGUGAGGUUUGUGCCUCUUACAACAGAAGAUGAUUACAUCAACAUCACUCCUGGUGAUGGCUGUUACUCAUAUCUUGGAAGAACUGGUGGAAGCCAGACAGUUUCAUUGGGUGGAGGCUGCAUCUACAGGGGUAUUAUACAACAUGAACUAGAACAUGCCCUGGGCUUCUACCAUGAGCAUGUAAGAAGUGACCGUGACAAUUAUGUUGACAUCAAUUUCCAGUAUAUCCCUAAAGGAAAAUUGGGUAAUUUUGCUAAAGCGGACACCAAUAACCUGGGCAGUCCAUAUGAUUACGGUUCAGUGAUGCAUUAUGAUGCCUAUGCAUUCACCAACACUUCAAACAAACCCACAAUCGUCCCCAAGCCUGACCCCAAUGUGCCUAUUGGGCAGACAAUUGGACUGAGCCUCUUGGAUGUCACUAAAAUUAACCGACUUUAUCAAUGCAGUGUCUGUGCGACUUUGCUUAAUAAUAAGACAGGAAUUUUGACUUCUGACAACUAUCCCUCUGCUUAUCCUAAUAAUGGUGACUGCGUUUGGUUGAUCAGAGUUCCAUCAGGGAAGGCUUCAGUGAAAUUCAGUACCUUUAAUAUCCAAUCCACUCCUAACUGUGACUCAGACUACAUGAGGAUCUAUGACGGUCCCUCUAAGAACUCUCCUGUGUUGUUGGAUAAAAUAUGCGGAAGUCAAACCAUCCCUCCAAUCAUCGCUUCCACAAGCCAGAUGCUGGUCCAGUUUGUCAGUGACGGUGCUGUUUCUGGGGUCGGCUUCCAAGCUUCAUAUAGCUCAGUGAAGUGUGGAGGAACCUUCUUUAACUCUCAAGGCAGCUUCACAUCUCCGGGAUACCCAGGGAACUACAGUCCAAACAUGGAUUGUAACUUCACCAUCACAGCUCCUGUUGGAAAUAAGAUUGCUCUGACCAUAAGUGACUUCCAUUUAGAGUCUGCCAUUAUGUGUAUGUACGACUAUCUAACACUCUUCAUGGAUGGUACACAAAUGGGUCCAUUCUGUGGGGAUCGCACCAUCCCUGUGUAUUACUCCAAAGGCAACUCUAUGGUUCUCGUAUUCCACAGUGACAAGUCUACCCAGGCAAAGGGCUUCCAAGUCUCUUACACCUUCUUUCAAUAAAUGAGCAACUGAUGUCACAAAGAGAAAAUCUACCGGUUCUGGAAGGAAGGCGACAUCACUACAGGACACAAUGGGAAUUUGAUGGAACACGUAUAGAAAAGUUCACACAUUUGUAAACAUAUAUAUAAUGAUUAAAUGUACAUCGGAUCAUGCUAUUGUUUGCAAUUACAUUUAAAAAUACAAAAUAAUAUUUCUGAAUUGUUUUCCCAUUUGAUUGGUAUUUUGAUUGGCUUGGUUAAGAAUAGGGGAGCUAAUUUUGGCGUCCUUUGGUUUCAUGGUGGUUUACAUGUAUCCUAUAGUGAUAAUUAUUAUUUCUUUAUCUUUCCCUUUCCCUACUUAUUAUUUUGAGGGCGCGAUUGGAAUAUAUAUGACAGUCUGAUCUGAUGUUUUCCUUUCCUUUUUCAAAAUAAACUAUAUUAAAGAAUGAA
Messenger RNA from Rana temporaria (common frog), 5080 nucleotides. RefSeq names its product cubilin-like. The record is from RefSeq and is a predicted model, not a curated record. Gene Ontology annotation, molecular function: zinc ion binding; metalloendopeptidase activity. The transcript is spliced from 35 exons. The coding region runs from base 75 to 4652 and encodes 1525 amino acids. Lineage: Eukaryota; Metazoa; Chordata; Amphibia; Anura; Ranidae. Gene Ontology annotation, biological process: proteolysis.